AUGCUCACAUACACUCCUUCCAUCGUAUCACAGACAGUCGAACAGAAUCUUUUGUCUUGCGUAUCAUCUCUCAACUCUUCACUGCGAAUCGCCGCUUAUUUGUACAUCCGUGUUAGAACAAAACGGAUUUCCCUGUCAAUUAGUUCCGUUGAAAAUAUCUAUCACAUUGUCAUAACAACAGUACAGCAGUUCUUCCAUUCUCUCGCUGGUUUUCUUUCUACAAUUGAUUUCAGUUUAAUUUCUUUCUAUUUUCUUUUUUUUUUCUUUCUCUCUUCUUCUAGUAAUUCUUGCUUCUCUUUUUUCAUCUUUUUCUUUCUUUCUUUCUUUCUUUCUUUCUUUCUUUUAUUUCUCUUCAAAUUUAUCUUUCUUUCAUUUUCACAGUUUUUUCCGACCUCUCUUUUCAUUUUUUUGAUACUCUGUUGUAUCGCCUCCCUCUACUCCUUCACUCUCUCCCCCCCUCUCUCUCUCUCUCUCAUUAUUUUUCUUCGCUAUACGCUUUACUCUAUUUCCUUUUUUCUCGGCUUUAUUGAUUGCCUUUCAGUUUCUUCUAUUCCCCAUAUUUAUCUUUCUCUUUCUUUCUAUCCUUUUGUCAGUUUUGUUUUGUGUAUUGAAACUUUUCUCUUCAUGUUGCAAAUCUCACCUCUAUUUUUUUACAGUGAGAAAGUUACAAAGUUUUUUAGUACGUUUCUUAAAUUUAAUAUUUUUUCAUUUUAUUAUUCCGGUUUUUUUCCUUUUGACUCCUUUUCACGCGCAUUUUAA
This is a messenger RNA of Acanthosepion pharaonis, 759 nucleotides long. The record is from the annotation of a GenBank genome assembly. Lineage: Eukaryota; Metazoa; Mollusca; Cephalopoda; Sepiida; Sepiidae.